GGCCGCCACCAUCUUUGUGGUCGGGGAGGUGAGUCCUCCCUGCAUCCGAACCAUCCCUCCGAGCUUUUCAGCCUGAGCGUGGGACUAGUCACUACCUGGCCAUCAGUCUUAGGAUGGAGAAGUCUCGGCCGCCGGCAGAGGGCCGAAGUUUGGACUUCCUCGGCUCUCCUCCCCCACUUCCCGAGCAGCGUUGCCACUUCUAUCGGAAGGAUUGAUUCACCCUGAGCCAGUGCCUGGGGAUGUCCACUGUGUUUUAUCAAGAAGAGAGACCCAGUCGUGUUAACUCACCGCAACCUUUUCUUCAUCACCCCCGAAUUCAGAAAGAGGAGGAAGGAGGGACUUCUCGGCUUCUCACAGCGUAGGCUAGCUAUCAAAGAAAGGGACUCCUGGUUCUUAGAAUUUUCCAUCUACUGAUUUACUCCUUGGAGCAACCCUAUGAGUUAUGCCUUCUCAGGACUUUGACCUUCCCCAGAAAGAUCAAGAGGUAAUGACCAAAUUUCGGGGGGCAGUGACAUUCAAGGAUGUGGCUGUGGUCUUCACCAGGGAGGAGCUGGGGCUGCUGGACCUUGCCCAGAGGAAGCUAUACCAAGAUGUAAUGGUGGAGAAUUUCAAGAACCUGGUUGCAGUGGGGCAUCUUCCCUUCAAACCAGAUAUGGUAUCUCAGUUGGAAGCAGAAGAAAAGCUUUGGAUGAUGGAAGCAGAAACCCAAAGAAGUGGGUAUUCUGGCAGCAAAAAUCUAAAUGACACGGAGUUUCUUCAAAAAUUUGCAUUAAGAUAUCUUUCAUAUGAAGAGCUAUCCUGUUGGCAAAUCUGGAAGCAGGUUGCAAGUGAAUUAACCAGGUGUCUUCAAAGGAAGAGUUCCCAAUUCCUACAAGGUGAUUUUCUUCAGGUUUCUGAAAAUGAGAACGAUAUAAUGAAUCAUCGAGGAGAUAGCUCCAACUGUAUUGAAAAUCAAGAGUUUUCAAUUUUGAGGACCCAGAAUUCUUGCAUGAAUACUUGUCUAAGUGAAUUACAGAAUCAGAAUAGAGGUAAACAAAUUGACGUGAAAAAUAAGCUGCAUUUAUGUGAAGACUUCAUGAAGAAAUCACCAUCUACUGAGCAUAUGAAAACUUGCACAGAACACAAACCUUACAAAUGUAAUGAAAAUGGCAAAAGCAUAAGUGAUGGCUCCAGUCAGCAGUUACCCUUAGAGAAACACCAUCCAUGUAGUGGACGUGGAAAGGGCUUCAGUUAUGGCUCAGUGCUUCCCCCUCAUCACAAUGUUCACACAGGAGAGAAGUGCCUCAGUCAAAGCUCACUUCUGCAAACUCAUCAGAGAAUUCACCCAGGAGAGAAGCUCCAUAAAAGUUGUGUAUCUGGUGAUUGCUUCAGUAAGAGCUCUUUUCAUUCUCAUCAGUCUAAUCAUACAGGAGAGAAGUCCUAUAGAUGUGACAGUUGUGGCAAGGGAUUCAGUAGUAGCACAGGUCUGAUUAUUCAUUACAGAACUCACACGGGAGAGAAACCUUAUAAAUGCGGGGAAUGUGGCAAAUGCUUUAGUCAAAGUUCAAAUUUCCAAUGCCAUCAGAGAGUCCACACUGAAGAAAAACCAUAUAAAUGUGAAGAGUGUGGUAAGGGUUUUGGUUGGAGUGUUAAUCUUCGUGUCCAUCAGAGGGUCCACAGGGGUGAGAAACCCUACAAAUGUGAGGAGUGUGGGAAGGGCUUCACUCAGGCUGCACAUUUUUACAUACAUCAGAGGGUCCACACUGGAGAGAGACCCUACAAAUGUGAUGUGUGUGGUAAGGGCUUCAGUCACAAUUCGCCAUUAAUAUGCCAUCGGAGAGUCCACACUGGGGAGAAGCCAUACAGAUGUGAGGCGUGUGGGAAGGGCUUUACCCGUAAUACAGACCUGCAUAUCCAUUUCAGAGUUCAUACAGGAGAAAAACCCUACAAAUGUAAGGAGUGUGGGAAGGGCUUCAGUCAGGCUUCAAAUCUUCAAGUUCAUCAGAAUGUCCACACUGGGGAGAAGCGAUUCAAAUGUGUAACAUGUGGGAAGGGCUUCAGUCAGUCCUCAAAACUUCAAACCCAUCAGAGAGUUCACACUGGAGAGAAACCAUACAGAUGCGAUGUGUGUGGUAAGGACUUCAGUUAUAGUUCAAAUCUUAAACUGCACCAAGUAAUUCACACUGGAGAAAAACCAUAUAAAUGUGAGGAGUGUGGAAAGGGCUUCAGUUGGAGAUCAAACCUUCAUGCUCAUCAGAGAGUCCACUCAGGAGAGAAACCCUAUAAAUGUGAGGAGUGUGAUAAGAGCUUCAGUCAGGCCAUAGAUUUUCGGGUACAUCAGAGAGUUCAUACUGGAGAGAAACCAUACAAAUGUGGUGUAUGUGGUAAGGGCUUCAGUCAGUCCUCUGGUCUUCAGUCCCAUCAGAGAGUCCACACUGGGGAGAAGCCAUACAAAUGUGAUGUGUGUGGAAAGGGCUUUAGGUACAGUUCACAGUUUAUAUACCAUCAGAGAGGCCACACUGGGGAAAAACCUUACAAAUGUGAGGAGUGUGGGAAAGGCUUUGGUAGGAACUUGAAUCUUCGCCAUCAUCAGAGGGUCCACACGGGAGAGAAACCCCAUAAAUGUGAGGAGUGUGGUAAGGCCUUCAGUCUCCCCUCAAAUCUUCGAGUCCAUCUGAGUGUUCAUACCCGGGAAAAACUUUUUAAAUGUCAGGAGUGUGGUAAGGGCUUUAGUCAGAGUGCACGUCUUCAUGCCCAUCAGAGAGUCCACACUGGAGAAAAGCCAUACAAAUGUGAUGUAUGUGGUAAGGACUUCAGUCACCGUUCACGUCUUACAUACCAUCAGAAAGUCCACACUGGCAAAAAGCGUUUGAAAUGAGAAGUGUGUUACUGACUUUUGUCAGAAUGCACAUCUUCCAGUUUUGGAGAGUCCAUGCUGGUGAUAAACAGUAUAAAAGUGUU
Molecule: messenger RNA, 2940 nt
Organism: Cynocephalus volans (Philippine flying lemur)
Lineage: Eukaryota; Metazoa; Chordata; Mammalia; Dermoptera; Cynocephalidae
Product: zinc finger protein 227
Exons: 7
Coding region: 443-2857 (804 amino acids)
Biological process (GO): regulation of transcription by RNA polymerase II
Molecular function (GO): DNA-binding transcription factor activity, RNA polymerase II-specific; RNA polymerase II cis-regulatory region sequence-specific DNA binding
Source: RefSeq, a predicted model, not a curated record